CGCGCCCGGGGGGCCCGGCCGGCUGCCUCCGAUGCCACUUGUGGAGUUCUCAGAGCAGCUGUAACUUUAAACCAGUGUGAGCUAGGCCUAUUUUUAUUCAGAAACCAGCGACCGCGCGCGCGGACGCUCCCGUGUGUGUGUGUGUGUGUGUGUGUGUGUGUGUGUGUGUGGAGAAGGCGCAGAUGGAGGGCCAGGCGCGCUUGAAGGGAGCUCACACAUGGGCGGGCAGGCACGGCUGCUCCUCCUAGCCUUUCCCGGUGCUUGGCGCCUGGCGUUCCGCCGCCCAGUCUCAGGGAGGCGCAGAUCGGCGGCUGUGGAGACUUUUGGACCAAGGUGUCGCCUGAGCUUGGGGGAGCUGUACCUGAAGUCCACUGCGUGGCUUCUACGCGGUGCUCCCGAGGCCACCUCACUGGAGCCGGGUCUGAGCUGUGGCCUAGGCUUCCCGCCUUGCAGGAAUCUUUGUGAAAACACCUGGUGGUGAAAGACAAGGAGAUGAAUGUGGCAGCCAAGUACCGCAUGGCCUCCCUCUACGUGGGCGACCUCCAUUCCGAUGUCACCGAGGACCUGCUGUUCAAGAAGUUCAGCAGGGUGGGGCCCGUGUUGUCCAUCCGCAUCUGCAGGGACCUGGUGACCCGCCGCUCUCUGGGCUAUGCCUACGUCAACUUCCUGCAGCUGGCCGAUGCCCAGAAGGCCCUGGACACAAUGAACUUCGAUGUGGUGAAAGGCAAGGCCAUCCGACUCAUGUGGUCCCAACGGGACGCCUACUUGAGGAAAUCUGGAAUCGGGAACGUGUUCAUCAAGAAUCUGGACAAGUCCAUAGACAACAAAAGCCUUUAUGAAUGUUUUUCAGCGUUUGGAAAGAUCCUUUCUUCCAAGGUGAUGAGUGAUGACCGGGGCUCCAAGGGUUAUGCGUUCGUGCACUUCCAGAGCCAGAGUGCCGCAGACAGGGCCAUCGAGGAGAUGAACGGGAAGUUCCUCAAGGACUGCAAGGUGUUUGUGGGCAGAUUCAAAAGCCGCAAAGAUCGGGAAGCCGAGCUCAGAAACAAAGCCGGUGAAUUCACCAAUGUCUACAUCAAAAACUUCGGGGACGACAUGGAUGAUGAGAGGCUGCGGGAAGUCUUCAGUGCGUACGGCAGAAUUCUCAGUGUUAAGGUGAUGACCAACUCCUGUGGGAAAUCCAGAGGCUUCGGCUUUGUGAGUUUUGACAGCCACGAGGCCGCCAGACAGGCCGUGGAAGAAAUGAACGGCAAGGAAGUAAACGGGCAGCCCAUUUUUGUAGGUCGGGCACAGAAGAAGGUAGAGCGGCAGGCUGAGUUAAAGCACAUGUUUGAGCAGUUGAAAAAGGAAAGAAUCCGCGGGUGCCAAGGGGCGAAACUCUACAUUAAGAACCUUGAUGAGAACAUUGAUGAUGAAAAACUCCGAAAGGAGUUUUCUUCCUUUGGGUCCAUUAGCAGAGUUAAGGUGAUGCAGGAAGAAGGACAAAGCAAAGGUUUUGGCUUGAUCUGCUUCUCCUCUCCUGAGGACGCCACUAGAGCAAUGACUGUGAUGAAUGGUCGCAUCUUGGGCUCCAAACCUCUCAACAUUGCUUUGGCCCAGGGAUACUAGGAAACAGACACUUAACCCUCAGCAGCCUGAUUUCUGUAGCAGGUUGGGGAAACCUGAAUGAUCUCUGUCUGAAAUGUCCUUUGUUAAUUUUAAAUCCCGCUGGGUGGCUGCUAGUUUAGCAAACUUUAUAACAAAAGGCUUUUUAUACAAAGACUUUUUUUGUGGAAAAAUAAAGUGAUCUUAAAAGAUCGAUUCCCUUUACA
Lepus europaeus (European hare) is the source of this 1808-nucleotide messenger RNA. It is a transcript of the gene PABPC4L, whose product is annotated as poly(A) binding protein cytoplasmic 4 like. Lineage: Eukaryota; Metazoa; Chordata; Mammalia; Lagomorpha; Leporidae. Gene Ontology annotation, molecular function: RNA binding. Bases 493 to 1605 code for a protein of 370 amino acids. Gene Ontology annotation, cellular component: ribonucleoprotein complex. The transcript has a single exon. The record is from RefSeq and is a predicted model, not a curated record.